Molecule: messenger RNA, 1173 nt
Organism: Ziziphus jujuba (common jujube)
Lineage: Eukaryota; Viridiplantae; Streptophyta; Magnoliopsida; Rosales; Rhamnaceae
Exons: 5
Coding region: 472-1002 (176 amino acids)
Source: RefSeq, a predicted model, not a curated record
AAAAGAAAACAAAGGGGACCAAAUCAAAGGAAUUUACAAAAUGGAAGAAGUUGACGAAUUUCCUUUCCAUUUUCUUUCAGGCGUAUCUGACUCUGAAUUAAACCAUUUUUUUCAGUGAAUGAUUCUGAAUUAAACUUGCUUCCAAAAAUUUAUUCCAAAAAAUAGUGGGACCCAUUUUGCCAAGUGGACCAACUAGAGUCAACGCACUCAUCACUCGGGGCAUUUGACCCAUUUUUAGAUCCUUCUCUGCACGUUCUCCUUUUUUUACCUUCUUCUUCUUAUGUAGUAAAAUCCAGAAAGCAACACAAAAAAGCAGUUUGUGUUUUUCUUUCUUCUUUCUUUUCUUCAAUCUCUUUUGCUUUCAUAGAUUUCAUGGUCCAAAAACCACAAGGCUCAAAUAAUCAAAACUUCUUUUGGGUUUUCUUCUCAACAGCUGAAGAAGACCUUAUAAAUAAAGAGGAAAAAUAAUAAAUGUAUCCAAGGGUGAAGGUGAGGCAACAAGAGGACCAAGAGGAUCAAUAUGGAGUAUACGAUGUUCAUACAUCAGUUGAGGAGGAGGAGGAAGAUGUUUCUCCACCAUCCAUUGCAAAAGUUCCAAAAUCUUACAUGCCGAGUGUAGCUAUACCAACAAUUUCUGUACCUGAAGAAGCAGAGAAGAAAAACGAGAAAUUUGAAGAGGAUAAUCAACAAAAUAUUAGAGCGAGUUCAAUACCUCGGCCACGGGCUGUAUUAUCAAGUCCAAAUAAUGAUGUAGUUAUUGGGAAUAAAAACAGAGUCAAAACAGAAAGGCCAUCGGUUUUGAAGAAUCGUAAGACAAUUCAAAAUAGACAUGCACUAUGUAAGGUUAUCCCAAGCCGGACAGCAGAAAAUUCUAUGAACAUGAAAAAGUCCAAGGAGGUUCCGGAUGAGAGCAAUCUUAAAGGCAAAAAAGCAUCAGCAGUAACAGUUCCAAGUCAGAGACGAAAUCCUAGAACCGGGAAACCAAGCUCUAUUAGAAUUUGAGUGUUUGUUUUUUGUAAUUGCCAUUGUAUCAAGUGCUCAUACUUGAUGGAAUAUACUGAUACAGAGCGUUGUUAGCGUUUGCUUCAUUGUAAUUUUAUUUCACAUGAUAGAAUUUGCAGAAUCAAUAUUUUAUAUUCAGCUUCUGCAUAAGAAUAAUUUUUGUCCAGUUUC